AUGUCGUCCCCAGUAUUCGACAAGGACGACUCCUACAUCCAGUCGGCACCCCGCGAUGAAUCUGGCUAUGUCUCGGCUGCCUCGAGUGAAGCCGGUCUGGCCGACAUCUACUUCACCAAGCCUCACUUGAAGUUCAUCAACGCUCAACUGCAGAAGCUCGAACCGCAGGACAUUCUCCGAUGGUGCAUCACAUCUCUGCCUGGACUUUUCCAGACAACCGCCUUUGGUCUCACCGGCCUCGUGACCGUGGAUAUGCUCUCGAAGCUCGAGGGACCCUUAAAGCACAACAUCGACUUGAUCUUCCUGGACACACUCUACCACUUCGACGAGACGUAUGAUCUGGUCGACCGAGUACGCAGACGAUAUGGCACUCCCGUUCACGUGUACAAGCCUGCCGGCUGCGACAGUGUCAGCGACUUCACCGCAAUGCACGGCGACAAGCUCUGGGACACCAACGAUGAGCUGUACGACUACGUUGCCAAGGUCGAGCCUGCUGAGCGGGCCUACUCGGACCUCCAAGUCAAGGCUGUCUUGACCGGCCGACGACGCAGCCAAGGCGGCAAGCGCGGUGAUCUGGACAUUAUUGAAGUCAACGAGGCUGGCCUCAUCAAAAUCAACCCGCUGGCCAACUGGUCAUUUGCUCAAGUAAAGGAAUACGUCGAUGCCAAUGACGUGCCAUAUAACGAGCUUCUCAAGCGAGGCUACAAGAGCGUUGGUGACUGGCACUCGACUCAGCCAGUGGCUGCAGGAGAAGACGAGCGAGCUGGACGCUGGAAAGGCAAGAACAAGACCGAGUGCGGCAUCCACAACCCCAAGUCGCGGUAUGCCCAAUUUCUCCAGGAGCAGGAGAUGAAGCGACAAAACGAGGACCUGUCCAACGCUCUCCAGAAAGUCUCUCUGAACGCAUAG
Messenger RNA from Cucurbitaria berberidis CBS 394.84, 909 nucleotides. RefSeq names its product phosphoadenosine phosphosulfate reductase. Gene Ontology annotation, cellular component: cytoplasm. The coding region runs from base 1 to 909 and encodes 302 amino acids. Gene Ontology annotation, molecular function: phosphoadenylyl-sulfate reductase (thioredoxin) activity. The transcript has 2 exons. The record is from RefSeq and is a predicted model, not a curated record. Lineage: Eukaryota; Fungi; Ascomycota; Dothideomycetes; Pleosporales; Cucurbitariaceae.